Molecule: messenger RNA, 2105 nt
Organism: Daphnia carinata
Lineage: Eukaryota; Metazoa; Arthropoda; Branchiopoda; Diplostraca; Daphniidae
Product: ATP-binding cassette sub-family G member 4-like
Exons: 12
Coding region: 156-2057 (633 amino acids)
Cellular component (GO): plasma membrane
Molecular function (GO): ATP binding; ATP hydrolysis activity; ABC-type transporter activity
Source: RefSeq, a predicted model, not a curated record
GGUCAUAGAGUUCUAAUAUGUCGUAGUGUGCGGUGGCUUGGAGAAAACAUAGUGCUAUCAUUUCAGAUGUCUUUUCAACGUAAAGCAAAGAUUCAACGACAACGACUAUGCAUCAAAGUCCAUCUGAAUGUCCAUGAUGUAGAAUUAACCAGCUCAUGAAUAUACAGAAAGGACGAAAAAAGAAGAUAGCAAUCAUGCAACAUGUUACCAAUGGAUGGAAUCCGGGGAUGACCUCUCGAAAAUACAAUGAAGGUCUGUCAUUCGACCUCACCUUCCGUGAUCUCAGUUACGUUGCAGGAAAAGGGAAUGAAGUUAAACCUAUUUUGCACGAUGUAAGCGGUGCCUUCAAGUCUGGGAAGUUGACUGCCAUUCUAGGACCUUCGGGAGCGGGAAAAACUUCACUUAUGAAUAUUUUAGCUGGAUUAAAAAAAAGUGGUAUGACAGGGCGAGUCGAUGUGAAUGGUGCUAAACGUAAAUUCAAACAAUUCCGCAAACAGUCGGCGUAUGUUACGCAAGACGAUCAUUUAUUGCUCAACCUAACGAUUGACGAGUACAUGACAGCCGCAGCUCACUUAAAAUUAGGAAAUAACAUCUCCGACAAGGAAAAAAAAUCCACGAUAGAAUUGAUUCUAAAGACAUUAGGAUUAAGCAAUAGCAAGCAAACAAGGGUUUCUUGCUUAUCAGGUGGCGAAUGCAAACGACUUUCCAUUGGACUGGAAUUAAUCGACAACCCAGCCAUCUUAUUUUUGGAUGAACCAACCAGUGGUUUGGACAGCUCCUCGAGUAUGCAAUGCAUCGCGCUGCUGCGGGACAUCGCCAGAAGCGGCCGUACGGUGGUGACUACUAUUCAUCAACCAAGUACGCGGUUAUUGGACCAAUUUGAUCACCUGUACAUCGUAGCUGGAGGGCGUUGUAUGUACCAAGGACCUGUCGAUUCUUUGAUCCCCUAUCUCCAGACAAUGAAUUUGCACUGCCCGAGUUACCACAAUCCUGCAGACUUUGCCAUCGAUGUCGCUUCUGGAGAAUAUGGUGAUGUCCUACCUAGACUGAUCGAUGGUAUUGAAAACGGGCGUCGCAUAUACCAGGAAAAUUCUGUAACGUCGCCAGCCACGCCUUCACUUAGCCAUGACACUGGAUUUUAUGAAGACGAUGAAAUGGAUCUUAUGUUAGACGGGUUUUCGACGAAAAAGGAAAGAAAGAAAUACGAACAUCUAUACGGUGCGCCUUUUCAUACUCAGGUAGCUGUUCUUCUCGGGCGAACUUGGCGUACUAUUUGGAGAGAAAAGAUUUUAACGACCAUGCGUCUUACACUACACGUUUGCAUUUCAAUCCUGAUGGGCUUACUGUAUUGGCAGAUCGGGGAUGACGCCCAUGCCGUAUACAAUAAUGCUGGCAUGCUUUUCUUCAGUCUUAUCUUUAUUCUAUACGCCGCUAUGAUGCCCACUUUUCUAACAUUUACCUUGGAAAGAAAGGUAUUGAUUAGAGAACAUCUAAAUCAAUGGUACAGCCUGAAAGCAUACUAUUUGGCGAAGACAUUGGCUGACAUUCCAUUUCAGAUAGUAUAUCCUACUAUUUAUGUGAUACCUCUUUAUUUCAUGAGUAACCAGCCAAUGUGCGUAGAUCGGUUCUUUAUGCUGCUGACUAUCAUCAUUUGCAUGGCUCUUGUGGGACAAGGUAUCGGACUGUUUUUCGGUGCUGCCUUUGACAUCCCAAUAGCUUCAUAUUUUGCUCCCAUCAGUUGCAUUCCAUUUUUACUGGUGUCGGGAUUUAUGAUUCAAGUUAAUGCUAUUCCGCCUUAUCUAAGCUGGAUAGCAUACGCGAGUUUCCUCCAUUACAGUUUCGAAGGUUCCAUGUUAUCCCUCUACGGUGGCGAUCAUCCGCCUCUCUCCUGUUUUGAAGAUUACUGUCAUUUUCGGUACCCAAUCAAGUUCUUGCAACAAUUCCAAUUGACUGACAGCUCUUAUUACUUGUCGGUGAUCGGUAUGGUAGUGAGUUUUAUUGUGAUACGAGUGGCUGGCUAUUUUGCAUUGCGAUUCAAACUGAGGCAUAUACGUUGAACUGAUUUUAUUUUACGCUUUUAUUAUAGGAAAACAAUAAAAUAAAAU